CUCCCGUUCAAGGUCUGGUGGAAAGUUCACAGACAAGGGCAUGUUCAGUGGAGCGCCUGCGCAAACACUGAAGAGACAAUGCCUUGUUCGAAACCAAAGAAACGUCUCAUUUAUAGAGUAACUUUGAGCUUAUUCUGGUUAACGAGAUAUUUCCUCUCUGUUCUAAAUCUGGCCAUUAUCACUUUUAAUGGCGUUGUGUUACUUCACGAUAGCAUUCAUCCCUCGUCGGCUGUUAAACAUCCAGAGGUGCGUCUGAAGGACCUCGGUUUCAUACCAUGGCAAAAUAGACCCCUGAUGCCCGAUACGAGUUGACGCAGGAACAAGAGAUUAACUUACCGAAAGCCCGCACAGAAUCGUGGCAAAAAGAAC
Fusarium redolens is the source of this 369-nucleotide messenger RNA. RefSeq lists its product as uncharacterized. The record is from RefSeq and is a predicted model, not a curated record. The transcript has a single exon. Bases 79 to 312 code for a protein of 77 amino acids. NCBI's taxonomy places the organism in Eukaryota, Fungi, Ascomycota, Sordariomycetes, Hypocreales, Nectriaceae.